Molecule: messenger RNA, 2545 nt
Organism: Abrus precatorius (Indian licorice)
Lineage: Eukaryota; Viridiplantae; Streptophyta; Magnoliopsida; Fabales; Fabaceae
Product: phosphatidylinositol/phosphatidylcholine transfer protein SFH8-like
Exons: 14
Coding region: 317-2194 (625 amino acids)
Source: RefSeq, a predicted model, not a curated record
AAAUUCAAUUUUUUUAACAUCAAAGUCAUCAAGCAAACAUGUACUGGCAGGCUGAAGAGGCAACCAUAUCUGACUUUGAGAUUUACAGUUUUUGAACGAUUUUCACCGUUUCAUAAACCAUUCUUCUUCUCUUUCUCUUCUGCCGACAUCUUUUAUCUUCUAUCCAACACCAACACCACCCCAUAUUUAUCAUAUUUUUAUUUUAUUUGGAUUCUGUCUCAGGUUUCUGUGUCUCUGAGUUGCUUUUUAUCGGUUUGGCUCUGAAUUUCAUGUGUUCUUCCAUUCACAACUUUCAUAUUCAUUCAACACUUUUGACAUGUCCGGACCGCUUGAUCGGUUCGCACGUCCCUGCUUUGAAGGGUUUUCUGGUCAUGAUGAGAGGAGGGAGAGAAAAUCAGAUUUUGAGAAUUCGGAGGAUGAUCGGCGAACGAGGAUUGGUAGUUUGAAGAAAAAAGCAAUCAAUGCAUCAAGCAAAUUUAGGCAUUCUCUUAGGAAGAAAAGCAGCAGGAGAAAGAGUGCCAGUCGUAGCAAUUCUGUUUCCAUUGAGGAUGUUCGAGAUGUUAAGGAGCUCCAAGCUGUGGAUGCAUUUCGACAAGCACUUAUGUCGGACAACUUGUUGCCUCCGAGACAUGAUGACUAUCAUAUGUUGUUGAGAUUCUUGAAAGCAAGGAAAUUUGAUAUUGAGAAAGCGAAGCACAUGUGGGCCAACAUGAUCCAAUGGAGGAAAGACUAUGGUACUGAUACAAUUAUGGAAGAUUUUGAAUUCAGCGAGUUGGAUGAAGUCCUGCAGUACUAUCCGCAUGGUUAUCAUGGUGUGGAUAAGGAGGGAAAACCUGUUUACAUUGAGAGGCUAGGCAAAGUUGAUCCCAAUAAGCUUAUGCAAGUGACAACAAUGGAAAGGUAUUUGAGAUACCAUGUGCAGGGUUUUGAGAAAACAUUUUCUGUUAAGUUUCCUGCAUCCUCUAUUGCUGCAAAGAGACAUAUAGAUUCAAGUACAACCAUUUUGGAUGUCCAAGGCGUGGGUUUCAAAAACCUAACUAAAUCUGCACGGGAUCUUAUCAUGCGGCUGCAGAAAAUAGAUGGUGACUACUAUCCAGAAACAUUAUGCCGAAUGUUUAUAAUCAAUGCUGGUCCUGGUUUUAAGCUGCUUUGGAACACAGUGAAAACAUUUCUUGAUCCCAAAACAACUUCAAAGAUAAAUGUUCUUGGAAACAAGUUCCAGAAUAAAUUACUUGAAAUCAUUGAUGUGAGUGAGCUGCCCGAAUUUCUUGGUGGUACUUGCACUUGUAUAGAUCAAGGGGGUUGUAUGAGGUCUGAUAAAGGACCAUGGCAAGAUCCAAACAUUUUAAAGAUGGUUCUUAGUGGUGAAGUGCAAUGCUCCAGACAAAUAGUAACGGUUUCUAACAACGAGGGGACUGUGAUGGAAUGUGAUAAGGCAUGCUAUCCAACGAUAAGAAGUAGUGAUACAUCAACAGCUGAAUCGGGAUCUGAAGUCGAAGAUGUCACUUCUCCCAAAGCAAGUGGGAAUUAUACAAACCCUAGGUUGACUCCUGUCCAUGAAGAAGCAAGAUUGAUUGGUAGGGCUGGUAAUUCUGGUGGUUUCUCUGAGUAUGACGAGUAUGUUCCCAUGGUUGAUAAGGCUGUUGACAUCGGUUGGAAGGAGAAACAAGUGACAACUCAAAACUCAUAUGGCUCAACAGAAAUUUUCCUACUAAGGACUGGACGAUCUGAUGGAAACCGUGCAUAUAUCUGGGCUAUUAUCGUGGGCUUUUUUGUUGCCAUCUGUGCAAUUGCUCGUUCAUUAGCAUUUCGUGUGACUAAAGGAAUACAGGAUAGUAAAUCUGAUUCUGCCCAAAAUAUGCCUAACGUGACCGUUGAUUCGGUAACGAAGGAGGAAUCUCGUCCCCCAUCACCUGUUCCCAGAUUGACCAAGUCAGAACUCAUCUCAUCUGCUUUGAAACGCCUUGGUGUGCUUGAAGAGAAGGUUGACAAGCUACAAUCAAAACCUAAUGUAAUGCCCCAUGAGAAAGAGGAGCUGCUGAACGCUGCUGUUUAUCGUGUGGAUGCAUUGGAAGCAGAACUGAUCGCUACAAAGAAGGCUUUAUACGAAGCUUUGAUUAGACAAGAAGAACUUCUGGCAUAUAUUGACACUCAGGAAAGAAGCAAAGUCCAGAAAAAGAAGUUUUGCUGGUGAAGAGAUAACUGUACAGGACGGAGCUUUUCGGCAGAGCAAUGGAUAUUUCUUCUUUCCUGCUUGUAUAUUUUACCUGCUCAGUCGUUUGUCUUCUGAUGUCUUGCCCAUUUUCGUCAUGGAAUUCAUGUAUGAUGGAGAUCUAUGUAAAAUUGCUAUUUAUCUCUCUCUCUCUUCUCUCUCUCUGCGUGUAUAUACGUUUUAAUAUAGAUGAAUUUGCGCUGAAUUAUAAAUAAUUGUAUGACAUAUAUAGAGUUCGAUCAAUGUUUAAGUUUGAUCAACCUUCAUUGUGGAACUUUCUUAUAAUAUUAUCCAAGCCUUAAUAAUCGUAUAAAAAUAGCUGUAUAUUUCUAG